Morone saxatilis (striped sea-bass) is the source of this 1060-nucleotide messenger RNA. RefSeq names its product muscle-specific beta 1 integrin binding protein (gene mibp). The transcript has 8 exons. The record is from RefSeq and is a predicted model, not a curated record. Lineage: Eukaryota; Metazoa; Chordata; Actinopteri; Moronidae. Gene Ontology annotation, cellular component: cytoplasm. The coding region runs from base 171 to 776 and encodes 201 amino acids.
CGGUGCCUCGCGAGAGAGCAGUUAAUGGAGCAGCAGAGAAACAACGUCACAUAAAGUUUAUAUUUAAUAACAUUUAACGCGUUUCAUUCACGAUUUUAUCCUUUGUUUAGGUAAAAACGCACUUUUGACUGUUUCUUUAGCUGACGUUGAGCGGGACUGUCGAGAGAAAGAUGAAAUACAUUAUAGGAAUUGGCGGAGUCACUAAUGGUGGGAAAACCACCCUGACAAAUAAUCUGAUCAAGACGUUGCCCAACUGCUGUGUUGUGCACCAGGAUGACUUCUUCAAGAAACCUGAUCAGAUAGAAGUCGGAGAGGACGGCUUUAGACAAUGGGAUGUGAUCACAGCUUUGGAUAUGGAGGCCAUGACCAACACGAUAAAAGGCUGGAUGGAGAACCCAGUGAAGUUCGCCCGUUCCCACGGCGUCCCACUGUCCUCUGCGUCCAAAGUGACCAACCCUGGCGAGCAGACCCACAUCCUCAUUGUGGAGGGCUUCCUGCUGUACAACUACCCGCCUCUGCUGGAUGUUUUCAACAAGUGUUACUACAUCACGAUUCCCUAUGAGGAGUGCAAGAGAAGGAGAAGUACAAGACAGUACACUGUCCCCGACCCUCCCGGCCUGUUUGAUGGCCACGUGUGGCCGAUGUACCUGAGACAUAGGAAAUCAAUGGAGGAGAGUGGCUUGAAUAUAAAAUACCUGGAUGGUUUGAAGCAAAAAGAGGAGAUCUACAACCAGGUGUACGAGGACAUUCAGAACAACCUGCUCAAUCGUUUAUAGCAGGAAGACUUCCAUCCUUGUACAGAAUUUGUAAAUAGUCCCAUGGAUUUUUGUUUUUUAUGAAGUUUUUCUAAUUUUAUUCUUUGUAUAUGCAACAAAGCAAUGUUAACUUAUCAUUGUCUUUUUUUAUCAUCUUCAGAUGAUCUAUAUUUUGUUUUUCCUUUUUAUGUGAUUGUUGAACGGAUCAUUAGUAUGUUCCUGUGAUAUUAAACCACUCACUUCUACUGGACCAGUUGUUACUUUGUCCUACAAAUAAAUGAAUUAGUAGCUGUUGAUAUACAGUA